AUGAGUUACUAACUGUAAAAAACCUUUGGCUAUCAGGGACGCCAUGAUACCGUGUAUCUUACUGGCACUGGGAGGAAAUCUCAUUAACGGACCAGGAAGUUCAAAACUUGGUUUCAAGACUACAGCGGCUAUUAUAUUUGGACGGUUGGUGUUGGUGCCACCAGUAGGACUAGGAAUAGUGACACUAGCAGACAAACUUGGAUUCCUUCCUGCUGAGGACAAGAUGUUCCGAUUUGUGCUACUCCUUCAACACACAAUGCCUACAUCAGUGCUUUCAGGAGCUGUUGCGAACCUUAGAGGCUGUGGAAGGGAGUCAGCUGCUGUGCUUUUCUGGGUUCACAUUUUCGCCAUCUUCUCAAUGGCUGGAUGGAUGGUACUGUACAUCAACAUACUCUUCUGAAUUCUUUCUUAUUGACACAUUGAUCUGGCUACUAUACAAGUCCAGGGGCGUCUCAUAUGUGCCUGAACAAAUCCAAAGUUUUUUUUUUCCUUUUCUUUUUGUCAGCAUCAAAGUUAUUUUAUUUAAUUCCUGUGUAAAUGUAACUUCUAUCAACUGAUGCCUGAUGGGACUACCUUUUUUUUCUCUGGAUAUAUCAAAUAAUAUUUUUUUGAAACA
This is a messenger RNA of Camelina sativa (false flax), 616 nucleotides long. NCBI's taxonomy places the organism in Eukaryota, Viridiplantae, Streptophyta, Magnoliopsida, Brassicales, Brassicaceae. The record is from RefSeq and is a predicted model, not a curated record.